GAUGUCGGACUACGUGAGCGAGCUGGAGAGGUUUCUCAUGGAGGAGGAGGAGGACGGCGAGGAGGUCUUCGGCCCCGACGGCGAAAGGAAAAUGGAGGACCUCACCGUCGCCGCCUACAGUCAUUUUUCUGAUGACAACACCGUCGCGGCGACCACCGAUGGCGGCGGUGAUCCGGGGGUGACGUCGACGCCUCCUGCGGCGGCGGCGGAUGACCUUGAUGCGCCCGAGGAUGAAGCGACCUCGAGGAAGCGCAAGAGCAUGGUACUUGCUUUCACGGUUUUAAUUGUGAUUCACGGGGCCAAUCCAAGCAAGAAAAGGAUCUGGAAGCUGAAAUUAAAGUGUAAAAAAUGACAGCGUUGAGAGCCAUGGAAGGGAUCCCAAUACGAGGCUGAUUGGAUACUCUGUCUAGGACAGCAGCUCAUCAGGUGGAGUAUCAUUAAUCAAUUUGAUCAUGGCAUCUCUGAACAAGGUUAUAUUUAAUUAAUUGAUUCCAAAAAAUUGUUCGUAGCACUAACUGACCACAUGGCACAUGCAUCAUGUAUGUUGCAUACUUACAUCUAUCGUCUUAGAGCAAAUAUAACAGCAGACUAUAAGACACAGUUAAAGGACAUGUUCAACAGUAGAGCCACGUCAGCAACAAGAGUCUAUUU
Molecule: messenger RNA, 651 nt
Organism: Oryza brachyantha (malo sina)
Lineage: Eukaryota; Viridiplantae; Streptophyta; Magnoliopsida; Poales; Poaceae
Exons: 2
Coding region: 2-352 (116 amino acids)
Source: RefSeq, a predicted model, not a curated record